UCCCCCAGCAGUUGGGAGGCGGACGGCUGAGGCGAUGGCGGACAGCUACGUCUCUGACAACGAGCCUACGACACGUACGCUGCUGCGGCGCGUGCUGGAUGCAGAGGUCCCGCGCACCCCGCGGCGACCCCGGAGUACUCGGGCUGGUGCCCAGAGAACCCUGGUUGAAACACCUUUCUCUAUGAGGUUGAGGAGCCAAACAAAGACAACUGCCAGGUGGCAUUCACAUAGAGCCAGGUCUAUUGGCAGAUUGGCCCACAUCCAAACCAGUGAACAUCUGAAGGAACAAACACCCCGGACUCUGCUUGAGAAUAUCCUACUAACUGCCCCAGAAUCUUCCAUGGUUAUGCCAGAGUCAGUGGUGAAGCCAGUGCCAGUACUGCAGAUGGUCCAGUUCUCUAGCCGGGAAAGCAGUCCGGGCAGCCUGGAGCUGCAACUUCCUGAGCUCGAACCUCCCACAACCCUGGCUCCAAGUCAGCUGGCUUCUGGCAAGAGGAAGCAGAGGCUGAGAUUGUCAGAGUUUCAGCAAGGAAUGGACCAGGGGCUGCCUGUCCCCCAAGGUCCUCUUGCAGAGCCUCAUGGGAAUGCUGGUGCCUCCUCCCUCACCAGCUCCCUCAACCUGACCUUUGCCACACCUCUCCUGACACAAUCAGUGCAGAGGCCUGGUUUGGCCCGCAGACCUCCAACACGCCGAGCUGUAGAUGUGGGUGCAUUUUUGCAGGAUCUGCAAGAUACUUCUGCGGCCUUGGCUCUUCCAGGUGACAGGACCCCUGUUGCUACCCUGCCAACGGACACAGUAUUGGAGGACACCCAGCCUUUCUCCCAGCCUUUGAUUGGCCGUUCCCCCAGUAUGCAUCACUCCCUCCCCUGUCCCUCUCUCUCUGCUGAAAGGACUGUCAGCCGCAGGACACGGAGCAGUGGGCCUGGGAUGCAGAAGAACAACAGUCCUGGGAAACCAGCCCAGCUUCUGGCAGGAAAGGCAGAGGAGGUUGAUGCCUUUACUAAUGGCUUCCCAAACACCAGCAAUAGUAUCUCUGGAGAAGAUGGACUAGAGCCCUUACAGGGUGGAGUUGGUGAGGAGGUAGAGGAACUAAUGGAAGAAAGUUUAAGCGUGAGUGAAGUGAAAGAGGCAGCAGGAGCACAAGGAUCUGCCAGAGCAGAAGAGCCUGAGACACACACACAAGUGAUAGAAGCAGAGGGAUCCUGGGGCACUACCGAGGCCAAGGAGCCAGAAGUAUCUUCAGGAGAUAAGGACAUUGCAGGUAGGACAGCAAGUCCAGAGUUGGCCUCCAGCACCCCGGAGUUUCCUCAGGCCAGGCAACUUGAGUUCCUUGAGCCAGCCCCACCAACGAGCCCUGCAGUCUUAUCUUCAGAGCCUCUGGAGCCUCUAUCAGCCAGGCUUCCUCCCAGGGUCCAAACUGCUGGCCCCAGACUCCGUCAAGAUCCCUAUAAGACUGGACUGAGCCACUAUGCUAAGCUCUUCAGCUUCUAUGCUAAAAUGCCCAUGGAGAAGAAGGCUCUUGAGAUGGUGGAGAAGUGCCUGGACAAGUAUUUCCAGCGUCUUUGUGAUGACCUGGAUGUAUUUGCUGCUCAUGCUGGCCGCAAGACUGUGAGGCUAGAGGACCUGGAGCUGCUGAUGCGAAGGCAGGGCCUGGUCAAUGACCAAAUCUCCCUUCACGUGCUUGUGGAGCGGCACCUGCCCCUGGAGUACCGGCAGCUCCUCAUCCCUUGUGCUUUCAGUGGCAAUGCUGUCUUCCCUGCCCAGUAGUGGUCAGACUUCGACACCUGCCCUGUCCCCUUGGCCCCACAUACUGUUCCAGGUCUCCUUACCACACCCCAUCAUCAAUAAAGUAUCACGCCCAGCAGGUGUAGCCCAGAGGUUGAGCAUCGACCUAUGAUCCAGGUGAUCACAUUUCAAUUC
Messenger RNA from Miniopterus natalensis, 1921 nucleotides. The record is from RefSeq and is a predicted model, not a curated record. NCBI's taxonomy places the organism in Eukaryota, Metazoa, Chordata, Mammalia, Chiroptera, Miniopteridae.